UAAGAACGCACGCACAUAUCUAGAACGCCACUGUCUCGCGGUCCUAUCGGUUGUACGUAGUGUUUCUGGAGAAUCACGUUAAGGGAAAAGUUGUAUAAACAACUUGAAGCUGAUUCGGGGUGCCUGAAUGGUAAAGAAGGGACACAACUUGAAGAAUUUGACGACUACAUAGGAGAAUUGCUGGGACGCGUAGUUGCCAUUGCAGUAAUGGAGGCGAUGCCGGGAGAAAAUGACGUUACAUAUUGUGACUCUCACAAACUCGAAGCAGAUGUGGUGAAAACUGAUUUAAAUAACGGAGAUUGUCACAGUAACUAUGGUGAAAGAAAUGCCGAGAAAUUGCCGAAUGCCAAGAAGCUGAAUUGCUUGCAACGACUUCUGUACGAUAUCAGAUUCUUUGUCGGAUGCCUGGCGUUCACUGUUGGGCUGUAUGCGAUGAUUACGACAUAUAAACUGGGAACUCUGACCACAAUUGAAAAACGCUAUAACUUAAAUAGUUCUGAACUCGGCUCCCUUACCAGCCUCCACCAAGUGGGUACUCUUAUCACAGUUAUUUUCUGUGGAUAUCUUGGAGGUUUACCCGAAAGUCACAGGCCCCGCUGGAUUUCAGUGGGACUAUUCAUCAUUGCGAUUGGCGUGUUCUGUUCUAUAUUGCCGCACCUUACUCUUGGGACAUAUGUGUAUCCCCGAGCAACUGACACCAAUAAUGAUAGCGUGUUAGCAAAUGUCGUUAUGUGCAAAGAAUUACCCUUGAACCGAAACCAGACGAUCACUCCAAACAGCGAUAGCACAAGUUGUGACGUCUUUGACAAGGAAGAAGUCCAAGAUGGCAAUGUUGCUUACUUGUGUUUUGCUCUCAGUGCACUAAUAAUGGGCGUUGGUUAUAGCCCGGUAUCAACACUUGGAAGUGCAUUUGUCGAUGACUCAGUCAAACACACGACAUCGGCGUUAUAUCUAGGAAUUAUCAACAUGAUGUGGGGGUUUGGACCAAUCGUUGGGUGGAUAGUCGCAGCUGUCAGUACGCUUGUAUUCGUGGAUCUUGGUCGGGUGAAUCUGGACAAUGUUGAUAUGUCGCCAGAUGAUCCAAGAUGGGUCGGUGCAUGGUGGAUAGGAGGUGUCAUCGUUCUACCCCUCAUGAUUAUGAUGGUCAUUCCAAUUUUCCUAGUACCAAAGGAUUUGAAUGAGAGUCGAAUGUGCAUGAAAUCGUCAAAUCAGAAUGGCAGUGAUAACAGAAAUGAAAACCUGAAACAAAAAGUAAAAAAGGAUACUGUACAAUUAAUAAGAAAGUUGAGAGAGACUGUAAAAGAUUUUCUCAAAGCUUUGUGGCGCUUGAUAAAGAAUCCACACUUUAUAUUGGUGAACGCGGCUUAUGCUGUUGAACUUGGAUGUGUAUUCGGCUUGAUAACAUUCAUACCGAAAUAUAUACAAGAAGAAUUUCACGUGACCCCUCUGGCCGCAAAUAUAACCACAGGUAUGGCAACGGGUGUGCCAUAUGGCAUUGGAAUGCUUCUGGGUGGGUACGUAAUCAAAAGGUUCAACAUAAUUAGAGAGAAGUCUAUCGCAAUGCUCCUGGUGAUAACACUGGGUACGUCUGCUACGCUCAGCUUAAUGUUAUUCCCAUUGGGCUGCAGUGGGCUUAGCAUACACGGAGAAGGCACCGUUGGUCAAUAUAUGUCGAUGGCUUGUGCAGAUAAUUGUCAUUGUUCGCCUGACAUGUAUCAGCCUGUGUGUGGAUCCAAUGGAAUGACGUACGUAUCGCCAUGUCAUGCUGGGUGUACACAACUCAACGACAAUGGGACCUACCUAGAAUGCUCAUGCGAUGAACCGCUUUUAACUGGAGACAAAAUAUCUUCAAGUCCACCGACCAUGGCCGAAGAUGGCAUAUGUCAUGAGCCCGAAAGGUGUACAGCUUUCAUUCCAUUUGUGAUUCUGGUUUUCUUCCUUUCCAUCUCAUGUUCAUUUCGAGAAGUGCCCGCCAUGAUUUUAGCCAUCAGAUCUGUGGAUAAGAAUGAUAAGUCAUUUGCACUGGCAGUGAGAUUUCUCCUCGUACGAUGUCUUGGACCCAUUCCUAUUCCUCUGUUGUAUGGGGUUGUAAUCGACAACACAUGCUCAUUAUGGAAGACAUUCUGCAAUGGUUCUAUCCGAGGAGAUUGUCUUUUUUAUGAUAACGAUCUAUUGAGAUACAGUCUUGUGGGGUUGACCUUUGCCCUGAAAUGUGCGUCAUGUCUGAUGUUUGUUUUCUUAUACUUGCUGUGGAAAUAUCGC
Saccoglossus kowalevskii is the source of this 2262-nucleotide messenger RNA. Its product is annotated as solute carrier organic anion transporter family member 2A1-like. Gene Ontology annotation, molecular function: protein binding. NCBI's taxonomy places the organism in Eukaryota, Metazoa, Hemichordata, Enteropneusta, Harrimaniidae. The record is from RefSeq and is a predicted model, not a curated record. Gene Ontology annotation, cellular component: basolateral plasma membrane. Gene Ontology annotation, biological process: sodium-independent organic anion transport; transmembrane transport.